Molecule: messenger RNA, 1972 nt
Organism: Opisthocomus hoazin
Lineage: Eukaryota; Metazoa; Chordata; Aves; Opisthocomiformes; Opisthocomidae
Source: RefSeq, a predicted model, not a curated record
AUGGCAGCUCCAGGGAAGGCAACGACCGCGUCAGACGCCAUGAAGAUGUUAGAUCCGUGUCGGUUAAAACCUGAUAGCGUGGAGACGGAACAAAUCGUCGCCGUCCUGGAUGAGACGAUCGUCAAGCUGGAGCGGAGCAGUUUGAUCCCAGGUAUCAUUGACUCUCUGGGUAGGUUUGCUGACAUGCUGGGACCUGAGAUCACAAACGCCCUGAUCGAGCACCGAAAGCUUGCAGCUGAAAUGGAGCACCUGCUUGCCAGCUCCGAGGAAGGGGACAGCACUGAGGAACAGCGGGGCUGCCUCUGCUUGCUAGAGCAACGCCUGAAACGUUCCGUUAGAAACGUCCUCAGGCUCCUGCUGGCCCGGCCUUCGCUUUGCCAGGCUCUGAAAUGCAAAGCCUGGGUGAGAGAGCCACCGGCUGAAGUGUUCAUCAACGCCUUUGGGGAGUUCAGGAAUUUCAUGCUUGAGAGACUCCUGACCAGUCCUGUGGAAGAGAAAGAAAAGAUUCAGUUCAUGAACGACGUCUCCCUCCGGAUUAAGACAAACACUGAAGCAAUCGCAGCUCUACAGGCAGAGCUGGCAGCAGCAAUCCGGACUCGCGAGGAGAUUCACAAGGACAGCGUGAUCAGAGACCUCAAGAACAGCAUGCGAGAGCUGACCAAAGACUGCGAGGCAGGCAUCCAGCAGACCAAGCAGGAAGGAGAAAAACAGCGGAAAGAGGAGCGGAAAGCCUCCCAGGCCAGGUGUGCCAGGCUACAGCAGGACAUUCAGGAGCUCGGAGCACAGCUCAAUACCCUUGUACUGGAGCAUCGAGCGUCGGAGCUGGCUCUCAGAAAGAGAAACUGUAGAGUGGAGACGGAAAUUAUGAACUGGGUCCAGAAAUACAACACAGACAUGGGAGAAAAACAGGCUGAGUACGAGGAGGUUCACGCUGCCUACGCCAAGGAGAAGGCCCAGCUGGCCCUGCUGAUGGAGAAGCGCGCUGUGCUUCUCCAGGAGUAUACCCAGAUUGAGGAGGAGAGCAGGAUAUGCCAGGAGAAGAAGGAGCAGGCUUUGAAGGAAUUCACCGCCAUGACCCUUGCUGCCACGCGCAUCCAGGCCUUCUGGAGAGGCUACUUGGUCCGGUCCCACUUCAAGUCAAAACGGAAUAAAAAGAAGAAGGGCAAGGAGAAGGGCAAGGGAGGAAGCUGCAGGACCAUUGCUUACCAGCGAGAGAAAGGACACAAGCCCCGACGGGGCAUCACCCAGCACUUUGCGUGUGUCGGCAGGGGCUGUCUGAGGGGUGCCAAAGCUUACCUGGAGAGGUGUUCAGCUGCGCGACAGGCUGAGAACACCUUCUGGUGGGAGCGCGCCCGCCUUCGGAGUCCAAAGCUCUCUCAGACGCAGGACGUGCCCUCACGAGCUGCCUCGGUGUCUGCUGGUCCCAGAGACCUGGGUAGCAAUUUUGUGCCCGCUACCCAGCGACUCGAUGAGGUUCUGAAGGGCAGGCAGCUGCCUGCGCUGGCCUCUGCGAAGCAGAGGAGGCCUCGGAAGUCGCUGCUGUCGAGUGUUUGCCUUGGGCAGAAGCAGCUGCUGGUCGUGUUCGGUGAGAAGAUGCCCCUGAGUGAACUGCUCUCCAGAUCGGCGCUGCGUGCAGGCCCCGAAACCGGCCGCCACGCUGUACGGACGCAGGCAGAGAUGGCCCACACGUGUCGCGGGACCAUCAACCUGUCCACGGCUCACAUCGACACGGAGGACUCGUGUAACAUCGUGCUCUCCAACGGGGGAAGGACCUACCACCUAAAGGCGACCUCGGAGGUGGAGAGGCAGCGCUGGGUCACGGCCCUGGAGCUGGCCAAAGCGAAAGCCAUCCGCAUGAGGAACAACCAGUCAGACGACUCGGGCGACGAGGAGCCCGCCUCGCAGUCAGACAAGAGCGAGCUGCACGGCACGCUGCGGACGCUCUCGGGGAAGCUGGAGGACCUGAGCACCU